CGGCAUCAGCAUUAUUCAGGCGUGUGCCAUCAGGGCAUCUUCCGCAAUAACCCAUCAGACAUAGCGAGAGUGCGUCAUUCAGCAGGCUGAUAAUCAAUAACCGAACACGAGAAAGGUUCCGUGGCGGGUGCUCACUUCCCGACUGACCAUGCCUCGCCACGCACACCCCCUAUCGCCGAGGCCGCGGCGUCACCAAGGCUCUAAGGCCUCCAUGUCGAAGGCAGACUGGCGCCUGCUCUGUGAGAUUACGGCACACCGCAUCGUAGAAAACGGCUUCCGCGUCAAUUGGCUCUACCCCCACACGAGUUUACAGAUCGGCGCCGAGCUGGAAACUGGCGUUACUCUCAUCGUCUCUGCUGGCGCCAAAGGGGUUGGCUAUCUCGAACACACUGCUCCUGGGGUUUCAGAAGGGCUGAAGGAUAUGGCGAAAGAAGGACUGGAUGGGAGAAUGAUAUUAUAUGGGAUGGCUUUUCACUUCAUCCCUGCGGCCUAAUAGGUCUGCUAUUAAAGACGAAAUAUAGCCUAUCUGAGCAGGCAGAAACACGCCAUUAGCAUUUCGACGCAUAUGGCUGGGGCGGGGGACAUAUAAGUAGGGCCUAGAUACCAGCC
This is a messenger RNA of Xylaria bambusicola, 609 nucleotides long. RefSeq lists its product as uncharacterized. The coding region runs from base 149 to 493 and encodes 114 amino acids. The transcript is spliced from 2 exons. Lineage: Eukaryota; Fungi; Ascomycota; Sordariomycetes; Xylariales; Xylariaceae. The record is from RefSeq and is a predicted model, not a curated record.